CGCCGCCCAGGCUGCACAUCCUGCGUUCCGGUAACACCCGUUAAUCGACGCCAGCCUUCCUUCUCCACACGCUCUUGAAUCUGAACUGAAGCCUUUAGUUCUAGACGGAUCCCCAGAAUAUGAUUGUUAUUACACGCCUUAGCAGCUUCCUGACGACUUCCACUUUGAGACCGUCAGGUUUUCCGAAAGGCGACUCGAAUUUGCCCAACCAGUUACAUUUCCUUCGUGGACGCUCGCCGUACUUCAGAGCCACUGUCGCAAACGAAUGGACAGAAGCCUUUGCUUGGUCAGCUAUAGAACACUAUAUAUUGUCAUUUCUUGGAAACAGGCGCAAGCUUGAGAAGUGUCCUAUACUAGGUUCCUUACACGCCUUGGCUACGUGCUAUCAGCUGUUGCCUGUCUGCACACCACUUACGCGACGACACAUUCUGUGUUAGAUCGUGACUCCUUGAAGUCAAGCUAGCACAAAAGGGUUUCGAAUCAAGCCCUCACGGAGCAGUAUUCGCCUGCAAAGGGCCUAAUCCCUGACUGAAAAGCGGGGAACCAACAUUUCCCCACAAACCUCCUUGCCGAUCAUAACCUUAAUUUCGUUGCCGAAUCCCAAUUCGCCGCUCGAUAUUAAUAUGCUAACAACCUCUGAGGAGGGUCUACGAUCACUUCAUCGCUACCAUACAUUCCACAUUAGAUCAACGCCGCG
Messenger RNA from Cucurbitaria berberidis CBS 394.84, 697 nucleotides. RefSeq lists its product as uncharacterized. The transcript is spliced from 3 exons. The coding region runs from base 120 to 437 and encodes 105 amino acids. The record is from RefSeq and is a predicted model, not a curated record. NCBI's taxonomy places the organism in Eukaryota, Fungi, Ascomycota, Dothideomycetes, Pleosporales, Cucurbitariaceae.